This is a messenger RNA of Anopheles nili, 2376 nucleotides long. RefSeq lists its product as uncharacterized. The transcript is spliced from 2 exons. Bases 1 to 1137 code for a protein of 378 amino acids. NCBI's taxonomy places the organism in Eukaryota, Metazoa, Arthropoda, Insecta, Diptera, Culicidae. The record is from RefSeq and is a predicted model, not a curated record.
AUGGUGUUCGCGAGCUGCAGCAGUGCCUCAUAUCUGCUGCCGCUGGACAACGACCAGAGCGUGGCGUUCUACAAGAACGAGAACCGACACUUUCCGACCGCGCUCGCACCCUCGGCAGGUGGAAUGCCUCCCCCACCCGGAAGAAGCAGCAUUUCCGGCUCCACCAGCAGCAUGAGCACGACCGACAUGCUGACGGCGGCGUACCACCACGAGAUGCAGCAGCAGCAUCGUGCGCACGGGGGCGACGGCGAUGCCGCCAGCGGAGGAAGCCUCACCACGGGUGAUUGCCCUUUCGGGCGAGUUCAAUCACCAGCAAGGUCUCAUUACCAGCAGUAUCAGCAACUACCGACGAACAAUUCGGUCCGUCGACCCGGAGAUAUUCUCAUGUGCAGGGACUUUCGUCCGGUCGGUUAUCUGAACGGCUCAUCCAACGGUUACUAUGGAUACGUUCCUGCGCUAGUCCGCCUGGCCAGGGAGGGUGGAGGCGCAGGUGUUCCACAGGGCAAUAAUAAUCAUCCCCUAAGAUCAGCGGUCUUCGCCAGCAACGGUCGCUCCCCAGCAACCGAAGUCGACAACCGACCAAGUGUCAACGGUCACCUGUCGUCGACGCAUUUCCAUGGCAACGGCGAACAUCAUCAGCACAUCGAUGGUUCUAACGACAGUGAGCAAAACAAUAACAACGGCGGUAUUGGCACGUUUCAUGUAACCCCAUUCCCGAAGAGUCCACUAGAGCGCAAGCGAAAGGACGACAACUUGCAACCGGACGAUGAGGAGAUGGACACAACCGGCCACAAUUCGGUAGCCAUCGGGUAUCAGCAACCGAAGCGACAGAAAAUGUGCGAUACGGCGGAACAAACCGGCAUGGCGUUUACGUCGGUUCCGAUGAACGCACCGUUCCCUGGCAACAGUACUGAAGCAGCGGCUCCAUACCAGCUACACGCGAGCGAACCGGCGGUCGACGAGAUGGAAUGCCAGGAUCAACAGCCACAACCCGCGGUCGCUUCCCAUCAUCAUCUUCCCGGUGCUAAUGGAUUUAACGGACCCGACGUUCCUCAUUCCUCCGCGAUGGCCGGACAGGCCACUGGCAAGAGUAAAUAUUCCGACUCGAAUCGCUGCAUGAUGUCGCACAUGGUCUAGGGCUGUAAUGACCGACGAGAGGGAGAGAGAAAUAGAGAGACGCACGGGACGGACCGACGGAUGAUCUCAUGCACCGAGCGUACUGUAGAGGGUUUUGCGAACGUUUCGACGAUCGAAAGGAUGAACCGGAGGCAGAAGACAUGUUAAUCAGUUGACGUUGACCAUACGUAUAUAUAUCCCACCCUUCUUGUUGGCGUUACUCACCAUUCGUGCUAGGUUGGGACGUGAAUUAACCCUGAAAGUACUUCUUUUGAAUCUUUUGAACGUGCCUUUAACUAUUUAGUUCCGCGAUACUAACACCACACCCACUUCUAAGCCUCAGUUUGCUUCAUUCAGUUAUCUCUGGUUCUUUUCUUUCUCUUUUGUUCUUCCAAACAUUAUCACUUACCUUCUAAAAAAACUUCCGGGCACUCCUGUAUCCACUUUCCUGUACACAAACACACAUCAUCCUACGGCGCAACGUUAAGUUCAGUGGAGGGACGAUUUUUCUAGCACCGUGGAGCAUCAUCCCACCACGAAAGAGCAUCCCUCCGAACAUCUGUACCCCAUUUGCCUGGUGCGGCGAAGCCCGACGGACGAGUGUGGCCGGGCGGGCCACUUUUACGAGCAAGAUCUGUUCCACAGCCUCCACGGCAGCGGUGGAGGUUUCCAUUAAACCUGGCGCGGGAUGCUGCGCUGUACGAAAGUGACCUUAUUCCUGCGGACACACCUCCUACGGAGCGGUUUGGAGAUGGCCUGUGGAGCGCACAAAGGCAAUCUAAACGGACGGGGACCUAUCGGACACAUAUCGCUCGGCUUUCAAUCGGCGUGGUCUCACCCGCAAAACGCUCAUCUUUUGCUCUAACUACGAUGUACCUACGCGAGCAGACAGCUCGCGAAUUCGUCGCGCCUUUAUAUUUUACAUUAGACUACUGAAAGUCACUCCCUAGGAUGUAACGGUUGCAAACACCAACACACAUACACACACGACGGAAGUGUACUUAAUUAGCUAGUAAGGAUACCAUCGAUCAAGGAUUCGAUCGAACAGCGUUGUUACUAACCGCUGGCGCAACGAGCGCUUUAUUAAUCCAUUUCACUGAAUUCUUUGUCUUUUUUCUAUUUCGAUUUACACGGCAACAUUAACAAGUUAGCCACGCGGUUUAGGGUAAGGGUAGAAUCCCGAGUUCCUUGGAAAAAGCUCCUUAUCGCGAACUUUGUGAUAUUCAGCAAACGAAUUACUUAAUCUCUUCCCCAUGAAUU